UAAAAAGUGGGCGGUGCUUGAGGCGGGCAGGCGGCGUGUCCGAUCUCUUUCCGACCGCAUUGCAACAAAGUUUACAGUGAUACAGAAACCGCGCGAGCUCUUCGCCACUCUUUGAUCUCUUUAGUCGCGUGCGUGUGAGUUAUAUAAUCCGAUUUCAUUUCGCACUGCUUCACGUGCAAUCGCUCGGAUUGUCGGACGGAGAUCGAAGUUCAGAUGGGAGAAAAGUGCGAGCGGAUUUGUGUGUUGAUCUGAUCUGGAAUUUGAAUAAUUGCAGAUGAAAAGUAAAAAUUAGAAAACUCGUAAGAGAUUUGAUUCGUGUUCACAUUUUACUAAAUUAUCAGUAAUUAUUAGUUCUAUUCGUAUUAGCGUUCAUUUGAACAGUACUAGUAUGAGAUAGGACAUUUACACGUUUCUUCUUUACUUUCCCUGAAACAAACUCGUAAACUUGUGUGUAAACAUGCCAAAGAGUCGGGCAGGAGUCCACAAGUUGCUUCUGUCUCGCCCCCAAACCCCCAAGCUGUCUUAUGGUUAUAACUCCAACAUGAAUGUGGGCAGAAGUGGAUACAGGGUCUUCUGUGCAAACAACGUCCCAGCAAGCACUGAGCUGGCCCACAAGAUCACCGAGCGUCUCGGGGUGGAGCUGGGGAAAUCGCUAGUGCUCGAGGGAGCCAACAGAGAGACCACGGUGGAGGUGCAGGAGUCGGUCAGAGGGCAGGAUAUCUUCAUCAUCCAGACCAUACGCAGGGAUGUAAACACAGCGAUCAUGGAGCUGCUGGUGAUGGCGUAUGCCCUGAAGACCUCCUGUGCCAAGAACAUCAUUGGCGUGAUCCCGUAUUUCCCCUACAGCAAGCAGUGCAAGAUGAGGAAGAGAGGAUCCAUCGUCUGCAAACUGCUCGCAUCCAUGCUGGCUAAAGCCGGUCUGACCCACAUCAUCACCAUGGAUCUGCACCAGAAAGAGAUCCAGGGUUUCUUCAACUUCCCUGUGGAUAACCUGCGAGCUUCACCGUUUCUGCUGCAGUACAUCCAGGAGGAGAUCCCCGACUUCAGAAACGCUGUUAUUGUUGCAAAAUCGCCCUCGGCUGCGAAGAGAGCUCAGUCGUAUGCCGAGCGUCUGAGACUCGGACUGGUAGUAAUUCACGGUGAAGCUCAGUCCGAAUCCGAUCUGGCUGACGGUCGUAACUCUCCCCCGGGGUACAGACCCUCGUGUGGACCUCCAGGUCUCGAGCUGCCCUGGAGGUACCAAGCGCCGUUCCCUGGCAUCGAGCUUCCAAUGAUGAUGGCCAAAGAGAAGCCACCAAUCACUGUGGUGGGAGACGUUGGAGGUCGAAUCGCCAUCAUUGUUGAUGACAUCAUCGAUGACGUGGAGGAUUUUGUGGCAGUGGCGGAGAUUCUGAAGGAAAGAGGAGCGUAUAAAGUCUACAUCAUGGCCACCCAUGGCCUGCUUUCAGCCGACGCCCCGCGUCUCAUCGAGGAGUCGCUUAUAGACGAGGUGGUGGUGACCAACACGGUUCCCCAUGAAAUCCAGAAGCUUCAGUGUCCCAAGAUAAAGACAGUGGAUGUCAGUAUGAUCCUGGCUGAAGCUAUUCGUCGCAUCCAUAAUGGAGAAUCCAUGGCUUACCUGUUCCGCAACAUCACUGUGGACGACUAAUGAGCAUCUGGAGUCUUCAUGCUGAUCCAGGACCAGCUUGGAGUUUCUUUCUCAGGUGCUUGGUGGUUUCAGAUCCUCGUUUAUUCCCUUAAGAAAGUUUAGCAGUAUGAAGAUCUUCCCUGUCUCGCCUCAGCAUGGAGGAGAAGAAGAGAUGGAGAAACACUACGUCAUUCCGUGUCUGUUGGAGAGAUCAUGGCUCUAACAGUGGUAUUCUCACUUCCAGUACUUAUUUUUGUGUGAAAUAUGCACUACACCAUAAACGCCCUGUUCUACAUAUUCUCUUCUGCUUUUUACGCCUGUUGGCGACGUCAUGAAAACGGUGGACCAAUAAAUAAAAAAAAUUCAAAAAAA
Messenger RNA from Silurus meridionalis, 1999 nucleotides. Its product is annotated as phosphoribosyl pyrophosphate synthase-associated protein 1-like. Gene Ontology annotation, molecular function: ribose phosphate diphosphokinase activity; magnesium ion binding. The record is from RefSeq and is a predicted model, not a curated record. NCBI's taxonomy places the organism in Eukaryota, Metazoa, Chordata, Actinopteri, Siluriformes, Siluridae. Gene Ontology annotation, biological process: 5-phosphoribose 1-diphosphate biosynthetic process; purine nucleotide biosynthetic process. The transcript has 12 exons. The coding region runs from base 458 to 1648 and encodes 396 amino acids. Gene Ontology annotation, cellular component: ribose phosphate diphosphokinase complex; cytoplasm.